AUGGCGCAGAAUACCCGCGCCUUUGCUCUCCUCUACCUUCUCAUUUUCUUCUGCGCUUCCCUCCCGUCCUCCUUUUCCUCCCUAAGCGAUCGUCGACUCACCCCACGCGAGCGAAUCCUUCGCGACGGCGCGCUUCUCGCCGACCGAAGCCACUCCGUCAUCUUCAAGAAAGGCUCCUCUAGCGACUAUUCCGCCGAUUCCGUCAGUUCCGUCAAUUCUGCCGGCAUGGGAGCAGACACUCGACGGAAUCUAAACGGCGGUCCGGUGACGUCGUUCGCGAUCGCAAACGGUAUCUCGCGGGGCAGUCUCAUCCAGAGCGGCUUCGACGACGUGGCGAGCGAUCGCUCUGAGUCGUCCAGCGAUCGCUUUCAGUCGCAUGGCGACAAGUUCAGAGAUCCGAGCGAUCAGUUUGAGGCGCCGUCGCUCACCAUCUUCUGCGCUCCGAAACCCUACUCGUCGAUCGUGGAUCCCUCAGACCCUAACCCCGACUCGCAGCGGCGCGCUUUGCUCUCCUGGCUGCGCCUCUCCCCGCCUCCAAAAGUCGUCCUUUUCGGAAACGACACGUCGUUUCACGAGCUAGCGCGUCGGUUUCCCGCGCAAAUCUCCGUCGAGCCGCUGAUCGACAGCAACUUCUACGGCGUGCCGCAGUUUCACAGCAUGGUGGCGCGCGCGCAGGCCGCAGCGACCGACAUCUCGAUGAUCAUCAACGGUGACAUCAUCCUCCUGAAUGACGUCAUGCUCGCGUUGCAGAAGACGCACGGAACCUUCCAGCACUGGGUGAUGACCGCGGCGCGGUGGGAUAUGCCGGAAGAUUUCCCGUACUCCUUCGAGCCGCAGAUGUGGGGGCAGCGGGGGCUGGCUCGCGGGCGCAGCCACGCGGCGAUGGAGGAGGAAAUCCGCGAAUUUGUACGCGAUGUAGGCACGCUGCACACGUACGGCGGGGUGGAUUUCUGGGCGUGGAACAAUGACUCUCCUGCGCCGCUAUUCGACGGGGUUAUGCCGCCUUUUUCGUUCGGGCGCGGGAAGUACGACAACUGGUUCACGCACGAGAUCGUGGCGGCUGGGCGGCGGACCAUGGUCGACGCCAGCGAGGCAGUUACGGCGAUCCACGUGGCGCAUUCUUACUCGCACGUGGUAGAAUCAGCCGCGACCAAGAGCAUUGGUAACGGAAACGUUAACGGAAUAGCAGCAGGGAAAAACUUUUGGAGCACGCGGAAGAAGAGCAGCUGGGAGCUGUUCGGUAACAUCCACAUGGCCAUGACACAUGGUUCCUACGCCAAUCAGAAGGGCACCGCGCUGCACGUGCCCUGGAAGCUCGCCACGUGUCACGAGCCCUCAGUGCACAACAUGUGCCUGCAGCAGCGCCUUCGCCCCGCCACUUGUACCUGCGAAUCCGCGAAUUUCGUCCGGUCCAGCCAGACAGACCCGAAGCUGGAUAAAACGGGCAGGAAAUGGACAUGUGGCAGCGUGUCAGUGGACAGGAAUUCGGAUUACAGUAUCCCCACUCUUCCUCCUCCUUCACCCGCCUCCUCCCCUGUAGGCCUCCCACACACCAUGGAACAGCUAUUGCCCACAAUCGCUCGGAGCGUACCCGAUGGGCGGGGGGGAGAGCUGCAGGUGGUAACCCUAGUGGCGGUAACUGCGGGGUACGCGGAGAUGCUGAUGAGCUUCGUGUGCCGCCUGCGCUCCCUCGGCCUCGCUUCCAACCUCCUCGUUGCCGCGCUUGAUGAGGACUUGUACCGAUUCGCCUUCACGCAGGGCCUGCCCGUGUACUAUGAGCAAGUCAGCCAACGGCUGAAGGGGGUGGAUUCAAAGGACUGUGCCUUUGGCAGCCAGUGCUUCAGGCAGUUCACUAAGCUGAAAUCCCGGGCUGUGCUUCGGGUGCUCAAGGCGGGGUAUUCUGUGCUCUGGACCGAUGUGGACAUUGUCUGGUUCACCGACCCUCUCCCAGACCUGCUCUCGUAUGGCCCGGGGACUUUUCCAAUCCAGAGCAAUGAGCCGAACGUGACUCUGCCUGGGACGGGCAUUCGGCGGAUCAACUCUGGGUUUUACUUUGCUCGGGCGGAUAAAAAGACGGUGGCGGCGUUUGAGGCGAUCACUGCGCAUGCAGCUACUACGAGAUUGUCAGAACAGCCGAGCUUUUAUGAUAUUCUGUGCGGGGUGAAGGGCGAGAAUGUUGUGGAGGGGAAGGAGGAGUGCGUGUGGGAAAACGGGCUUCGCACUAUCUUCCUUGAUAGAGUGGUUUAUGCGAAUGGUGCAGCGCAUGGGUUUUGGGAUGAGGAGGAUGUGGAGGGGGCUUGCAGGAGAAAGGGGUGCACUAUUCUUCACAACAACUGGAUUGCAGGCAAGGAUGCCAAGAAGCAGCGGUUUGCGUUGAACUCGUUUGCCUCACUCCGCCUAUGGAUGCCAUCAGGCAGCGUGCAGCAGUCACCCUUGCUGUCGGUGCUAAUCACUUUCCUCCUUCCUGUCGCCACCGCCGCGGUGAACAAGCACUCUCAAAUCAAGCACAUUCAACAGCGGCAAGCGCAGCAGCAAGAGCAGCAGCGGCAGCGCCCUUUCCUCACCAUCUUCACCGCGCCCAAGCCCUACACGUCCAUCCUCGAUCCGUCCUCCCCGCACGCGGACCCGCAGCGGCGCGCGCUGCUCUCGUGGCUGCGCCUCCGCCCGUCCCCCAAGAUCGUUCUGCUGGGGAACGACUCCUCUUUCCGCGCGCUCGCGCGGCAGUUUCCCGCGCACGUCGCGGUCGAAUCGGCCAUCGAUACGAAUUUUUACGGCGUGCCGCAGGUUCACAGCGUGGUCGCGCGCGCUCAAGCCGCGGACACGCCCGUCUCGAUGGUGAUCAACGCGGAUAUUAUUCUCAUGAAUGACGUCAUGGCUGCGAUGCGGAAGGUUCACGAGAACUUUCGCCACUGGGUGAUGACCGCGGCGCGGUGGGACAUGCCCGAGGAGUUUCCGUACUCGUUCGAGCGGGAGAUGUGGGCGGGGCGCGGGCACCGGGAACAUGAAACGACAAUUCGCGAGUUCGUACGUACGCACGGGACGCUGCACACGUACGGCGGGGUCGACUUCUGGGCGUGGAACAACGACGACCGUAGGCCGGUUCCUCUGGUGAGAGGAACCGUACCGCCGUUCUCGUACGGCCGCGGCAAGUAUGACAACUGGCUGACGCACGAGAUCAUCUCGUCGGGGCUCCGUGAAAUCGUCGACGCCAGCGAGGCCGUUACAGCCGUACACGUGGCGCACUCCUAUUCGCACGUGAUGGAGUCGGCGUUCACGAAAAACGCGGCGGGAUUGGCGGGGAAGAGCUUCUGGAGCACGAGGAUGAACAGUAGCUGGGAGCUGUUCGCGAAUAUCCACCUGGCGCAUACACACGGGACGUACGCCAAUCAGAAAGGGACACCUCUGCACGUGCCUAUCAAGCUGAUGAACUGCCUUGAAGCUUCGGCCAACUUCCUCUGUCUGCAGCGCCGCCUGCGCCCGGCAGCGUGCUCCUGCGACCAACUUCCUGUGUCUGCAGCGCCGCCUUCGUCCUGCAGCCUGUUCCUGCGAAUACUCCUCCUCGGUGGCCGCCUCUCAGACGGACCCCCGCAUGAACGCCAAGACGAACCAGUGGACCUCCUACCAGUACUAGCCCGCAAGGUCCCGGACGGGCGGGGGGGGGAGCUACAGGUGGUAACCCUAGUGGCGGUAACCGCGGGGUACGCGGAGAUGCUGAUGAGCUUCGUGUGCCGCCUGCGCUCCCUCGGCCUCGCCUCCAACCUCCUCAUUGCCGCGCUUGACGAGGACUUGUACCGAUUCGCCUUCACGCAGGGCCUGCCUGUGUACUAUGAGCAGGCAAGUGAGGAGGUGAAGCACAUGCGUGCCUCAGAGUGUGGUUAUGGUAGCCAGUGCUUCCGCCACUUCACCAAGCUCAAGUCUCGCUCCGUGCUCAAAGUCCUCAACGCCGGCUACUCUGUUCUCUGGACCGACGUCGACAUCGUCUGGUUCACCGAUCCUCUCCCGGACCUGCUCUCGUUCGGCCCGGGAACGCUCCCGAUCCAGAGCAACGAGCCGGACGCGAAUCUGCCCGGAACUGGCGUUCGGAGGAUCAACUCGGGGUUUUAUUUCGCCCGAGCAGACCGGAAAACAAUCGAGGCGUUUGAGGCGAUCACUGCGCACGCAGCAGCAACGAAAUUGUCCGAACAGCCAAGCUUCUAUGAUGUUCUCUGUGGGGAGGCAGGCGAGCUAGUAGCCGCAGGGAGGGAGGAGUGCGUGUGGAAAAACGGGCUGAGAACGGUGUUUUUAGACAGAGCUAGGUACCCUAACGGGGCAGUUCAUGGGUUGUGGGAGCAGAAAAAUGUUCACAGGGCGUGUGCAAAGGUGGGGUGCUCCAUUCUGCAUAAUAACUGGAUAUCUGGGAGGGAGGAGAAGAUGAGGCGGUUUUUGGCAAAUGACAUGUGGCAUUAUGAUGCAGACAGGCGCAUGUGCGUAUGGGAGUGGCAUGGGAAGGUUCCGGAACUGGUGAGACAAGUGGGAGGAGAGGGGGGUGGACGAGAGCUACCGUAA
Molecule: messenger RNA, 4545 nt
Organism: Closterium sp. Naga37s-1
Lineage: Eukaryota; Viridiplantae; Streptophyta; Zygnematophyceae; Desmidiales; Closteriaceae
Source: the annotation of a GenBank genome assembly